This is a messenger RNA of Acipenser ruthenus (sterlet), 3417 nucleotides long. RefSeq names its product conserved oligomeric Golgi complex subunit 8-like. Gene Ontology annotation, cellular component: COG complex. NCBI's taxonomy places the organism in Eukaryota, Metazoa, Chordata, Actinopteri, Acipenseriformes, Acipenseridae. The transcript has 5 exons. Gene Ontology annotation, biological process: intra-Golgi vesicle-mediated transport. The record is from RefSeq and is a predicted model, not a curated record. Bases 116 to 1984 code for a protein of 622 amino acids.
ACUACAUAUAAAACUCCAUAGAUACAUACAUCUUCCCUAUUAUGUGUGUUAUCUUGAGGAACAAAACCAUGCAUCGACUGUCUUAUCUAGACCACUUUUUAAAUAAAGUUAAUUGAUGACGCCAAGAAAAUACCUCACCAAGAUGGCGUCCGUGGACGUGGAAGAUGAGAGUAUUUUGGCUUCGAUUUUUAAAGACAGUUUCCCAGAAAACUGGCGAGAGAACCCGGAUUUCGCGGCGUAUCUCUCGGAGCUAAGCUCAUAUGGAGUAGAAAAGUUAAACAGGGAGCCAGAAAGGUUGUCGGAGGAGCGAGCUCAGAUUCUUCAACAGACCCGAGAGCUGGCCUUCUCCAACUACAAAAUCUUUAUCCGCACAGCCGAGUGCACUAAAGAGAUCUAUCGGGACUUCGGGCUGGUGGAGAGUAGCGUCUCACGGCUUCUAGAUAAGCUACCAGGCUUUGGGGAAAAAUGCAGAGGUUUUGUAAAGGAGGCAGAGGAGAUUGGAGCCAGUCGGCGGAUGAACAGCCUGACCCUGAAUCGACACACAGAGAUCCUGGAGAUUGUGGAGAUCCCCCAGCUCAUGGACACCUGUGUCAGGAAUGGCUACUAUGAAGAGGCUUUGGAGCUGGCUGCCUAUGUCAAGAGACUGGAGAAGAAGCACUCCUCCCUUCCUGUUAUACAGGGCAUCGUGAAUGAAGUGCGGCAGUCUGCCCAGCUGAUGCUGAACCAGCUCCUCCAGCAGCUUCGCAGCAAUGCCCAGCUGCCAGUCUGCCUGCGCGUGAUCGGCUACCUGCGGCGCAUGGACGUCUUCACAGAGGCCGAGCUGCGCAUCAAGUUCCUGCAGGCCCGGGGAACCUGGCUGCGCUCUAUCCUGGGCUCCAUCCCCACCGAUGAUCCUUACUUCCACAUCACCAAGACCAUUGAGGCAAGCCGGGUUCACCUGUUUGACAUCUUCACUCAGUACCGUGCCAUCUUCUCCGAUGAGGACCCCCUCCUGCCCUCCAUCGGGCAGAUGGUGAAUGAGAGUGCCAUCUUCCAUGGCUGGGUGGUGCAGAAGGUGUCAGAGUUCCUUCAGACGCUGGAGACAGACCUGCAGCGAGGGGUGGGUGGCCGGCUGGACUCUCUGCUGGGCCAGUGCAUGUACUUUGGCCUGUCCUUCAGCCGAGUCGGGGCAGAUUUCCGAGGUCAGCUAGCACCCAUGUUCCAGCGAGUUGCUCUGGAAACAUUCCACAAGGCUGUGCAGGAAGCUCUCAGCAAGUUCCAGGAGGAUAUGAAUAUGUAUACUCUGAUCUCAGCCCCUGCUGUGCUGGGCAGCACCAUCCCUCAAGUGUCCCCCAGCAGCCAGCCUGGGACCUUGCAGCCUCCCAUGACACUACUGGACUUCCCGCCCUUGGCUUGUUUCCUCAAUAAUGUUCUAGUGGCUUUUAAUGACCUGCGCCUCUGCUGCCCUGUCGCUCUGGCUCAGGAUGUAACCAUGUGCUUGGAAGACGCUCUUGUCAAAGUGACAAAGGUUAUCCUGGUGUUCCACCGUGCAGAGGAGACGGCGUUCAGCAGCAGGGAGCGGGAGCUCUUCCUCCAGUUCUGUUCUGCCUUCGCCGAGGACAUGGUCCCCUUCCUCAAUCGCUGCUUACAGGUCCUCUUCCCACCUGCCCAGGUUGCACAAAUACUUGGAAUCCCACCAACUCAGGUUCACAAAUAUAUUUCCCUGGGUUGCAUCAAUAUGAAUAUGGUUCUGGAGCCUCUGGAAUUCAUUUUACCCAAGAAGGAGCUCCCCUCUGUUGGCCCAGUUACCAGCAGUGACCUGGAGACCAUGAUGCCACCUGGCCCUCAGAAGGGGCUUAGUGCCGCAGCAGAGUCUAGUUCUGUACCGGUGGAAGAUCAGAAGGGUGAUGUGCCUGUUCAGUACACAGGUUCCACUUCUACAAUUUCAAGUGAAGAAACACCAACUGAGAACACACAAGUAACACCUGAACCAGAGUUGACCUGAGACAGACUCCAUGACUGUUCACAUUUAAGUUUUUUUAUAUAUAUAGCUAUGGAGCAUUUCUAACCUGGAAAGCAGGUUUGUGCACCAACCAAGUGAAAAGAUCAUAUGAAGAACAUUAAAUCUAGAGUUUGUACUGUACAAAGUGAUAAGUGAUACACCUGUGAAGCUAAUGUGGUUCAUUUUAACUUGCAGAUAAUGGCUGGAAUCUAAUUUGUUACUUCCAUCCUUAUCACAUUUUUUUUACCCAAAAGUGUAUAUUUACCUUUGUCAUUUGUUUUUUGAUUUGUGAGAAUUGGUUAACUUUUUUGUAUAUAUUCCUUGAAGUAUCUGGGUGAUGGUACUUUGGGGGUGUAAAUGAAAUUAAUAAAUCUAUUUAAUAUUGAUGAUUCUAAGAACGUUUAGGUUGGUGUAGUUUAACUGCCUUCAUUGAGAUCUGAGAGUAUAUAUAAAAAUAUGUAUAUAUAAUUAUAUAAAAACCUCUUGUCCUUUACUGGCAUCAUUGAUGCAUCAUGUCCUAAGAUAGAAUCAUAAUGCAAUUUUUUAGCAUGUAAAAUGACAAAAGAAAUGACAAAAAAAAACAAUUAACAUGUUUUUUAUUGCUUGAAUGUAAUGAUUUGGAAUAAGGUCUUACAUAUAUUUUCCACAGGCUGUAAUCCAACCUGUGUAAAUUGUUCAGUACACCACAAAUGUGUGUCAUGGUUGCAGAGUUUUCAUUUUGAAAUUGAUAACAAAUAAAUUGCAUGUCAACAAUAAAUACAGGUCCUUAUUUAGUUAAAAAUACAUUCCUCCUGUUAAACCCCUUCUACAUGUUGCGGUGCAGAAGAUAAAAAGCCAUUACUGUGCAUCUCUGAAACAACCUUUUUUCUAUUAAUCAGAACAGCUGUUAGUAUUGUCUGCUUCACCGCUGCAUUGUGCUAAAUUCAGUGCCGUAGUAAAUGGAGAUUCUCCUUCAAAUCUGUAUAAAAUAAGAUUUCCCCAUAAUUAUAUUUGCACAUUGUUACAGUAGUGUACAAAGCUGUUAGUAUUUGGGAGGGAUUUGCACAUCCAAGAACUUACACAUCAGCACUCCAAAAAAGGUAUAAACAACUACUACCUGCACACAGCACUGCUUGGUCAGUUUCCACUUAUGCAAAUUGCAGAGAUGUUUGGUAAAAUUCUUCCUGUCAAGCACCUCAUUCUACUUCUUGCUAUUCCAUUAAAGAGUCAUAUAGAAUUUAAAUUGAAGAAUGGUGAUAAACAUUUUUUUUUGUUUAACCCUUUGCGGUCCAUUGUCGGACUGGGUCCGACAUUGCAAUUAUUCCUCACAGGUCCUUUGUCGGACUGGGUCCGACAUCAUUAUAGCAACGCAAUAAACGGGUGUUUAGUCGUUUUUUCUCCGGAAAAAGCCGAGAAAACCAUUCAAUUGCCGAGUGGUAGCGACAGGAGCCGAGACA